AUGUCUGGCAUCUUCAACGUGAAGUCUGUCAGCAAGCUGGUGGAGAAUCAUGUGCAGCCUGUGCUGCAAUCUGUGCCGGUAGCCUCCAAGGAGUUCUAUCUGUCCCCAUGGAGCUUUGAUUUUUCAGAGCAGUCGAAGUAUGGGGAAAAGGGUAGGUUCCCAACGAACUUGCAGUUCAAAGCACACUUUGGCAGCUUCCUGCGCAAUGGUUACGAGUCAAGUCGCGAGCCAAUUGAUGUGCGAUUUCCUGAGCAGGGAACCACGAUCGAACCGUUCAGUGUGCAGUUUGUGGAUGGCCAAAACAAGAUGUUGAUCAUCCAGUCCAUCUUAGCCCUGGACAUCAAACCCGAGGAGAUUGAGGAAGACCAUCACUUUGCUUCAGUGCUGGCGAGCUUCAGAUACAUCAGUCUUGCAAACCGCAGAGCGGAAAAGACAAAGCCUUCCUGCUUGGACUUUGUGCUUAUCUUCCGAGAAGCUGCUCGAAUCAAGCGGCAAUCUUCUCCGCACUUGAGCCUGCGAGACUGUGUGUGGAAUGCAGUUGCAGAGUACAACAAGACAGUCAACAAGGAAGCUACUGAUGCAGCUGUCUUGAAUUGGGCUCAUCGAGUGCAAUCUGACUACAACCGAAAGGCUCCAAAGAAUUCGAGCUCAAAGCAGAAGAAGAUGGCUCAGCGAGACUCAGCUGGGCUUCAAGAUUUGUUCAGCCUGGCCUGCUUCAUGACAUGGCUGGUGCCCAAAAUGGAGGUGCAGCUUGGAGCAGGCUCCGAGGUCUUGUCCAAGAUCAUGGAGACAUGGGAGCAUGGGGCCCUGGACUCUGAAUUGCGGGCACACGUGAAGGGCAACGAUCCCUCCUUUGACAUCAACAAGUUGGCGUUUUUUGCAGAGGCCACAGGAACAGUUCAAGAGGGGCACAUUUUGGAGGCACAAAAUGCUGUUGCCAACGCGCGGAAAAGCUCCCUACAAGCUGGAUUCAACCUCUUCCGGACUUCGCUGGGCAACGACCAAGUACUUCAUGAACGGCACUUGGCAGCUUCAAAGACAGAUGAGGCAAAAGCCCGCAGUGCAGUUCUGGGUUCUUUAGAGGCAGAUGGGGAAAGAGAGAAGACCAUCAGUGCUAUUUCAGCAAAGGUGGUUCCAUGGGUUCAAAGCACUCUGAUGAACUGCGCAAGUGGGGUGCGAAGAUCAGAGUCAGAGCGGAUCAUCGCAUGGUGCAAUUGCGUGACUGCGGGGGUGCUUUCAGCUGGGAAAACGGAGUUCGCUGUGAACACCAUCACGUCCAUGGCUCACAGCAAUCCACGUCAGUUCGUGGCAGUGGUGGUGCUUCCCAACCGAUCGGGUGACCUCAGACUUCCGACCAAGCAAGAAAAGCAGGAGGAAGACGAUGACAAUGACUUUGAGGUCAAAGAGUUAGGAUCGAUGGACGCUCACAUGGUAACAGUCGAGGAUGAGGAUGACGAGGAUGACAAAAAACAGGAUUCGGCUGAGUUAGUGCUGCAUGAGUUUGUGUACAAGCUCAAAAGCUACUUCUUGGAAUCUGAGAGAGCUCUGCGUGUGCGCAACUGCAGCAUGGUCUUUGAUGAGAACACAGUGUAUGGAAACCGUGCUGGGGUCCAUCAGUGUUUGCUGGUGACAUCCAACGACAAGAACAACGUCUUCUUGAAGAGCAAAGCUUGGAAGACUGGGGUUGUUCAGGGUGCAGCCAUGCUUCCGAGAGCAGACAUGCUGAAGGUGGAGCGAUGCAGCAAAGGCUUCGCCUCAGAAGCCCGUCUCACGAGAGUCCAGGAGCUCAAGCAGCACAUGGCCGGGAUCAGCGUUGUGGAAAAGAUCAUUGGUUCCCUCACCGAUCCUUCGGACAACUACAACAUUGUGGUGGACCUCUUGGGGUUUGAUGGGUGGACGGCAGCAUUCGCCCUGAAUGAGCUCUGCAAGGGGAACAAGUGGGCUACAGGGACUGUGUGCCAUUGCCUUCACGAAACCUCGUUCGUGGCUGAAAUCACCAGCAACAAGAUCUUUUCCCUGGGUCGAGAAGGAACGCUGAAAAUCCCAGGCUUUCCCAACUUCAAGGCAGUGCUGACUGAGUUGCGGAAGUCUUCUGUGACAACAGCCAAGCCAGAAUAUUCGAUCUGCACUCCGUUACCUGAUGGGGGCUUGGUGAUCAAAUCAGCUUUGAUCGACCUUUGGACGAUCAAGAAUGAGGGGUUCAAAGACGAAGCAGAACAGCUGAUUCGAGAUCACAACAAUCGCUUCAAUCCUCGUGGUGUGAAGAGGGGGGAGCCGAGCAAUGCUGAGAAUGAGGCACGGGAGGAGCCUGAAAGGAAACGGCUCUGCAUUGAAAAGGCUAUGAAUCUCUCUGAUGAGUCACUGCUGGAAGACAAGCUCCCCAGCACAACUUAG
Cladocopium goreaui is the source of this 2394-nucleotide messenger RNA. The record is from the annotation of a GenBank genome assembly. NCBI's taxonomy places the organism in Eukaryota, Dinophyceae, Suessiales, Symbiodiniaceae.